Mizuhopecten yessoensis (Yesso scallop) is the source of this 7291-nucleotide messenger RNA. Its product is annotated as mucin-6-like. NCBI's taxonomy places the organism in Eukaryota, Metazoa, Mollusca, Bivalvia, Pectinida, Pectinidae. Bases 145 to 6759 code for a protein of 2204 amino acids. The record is from RefSeq and is a predicted model, not a curated record. The transcript has 11 exons.
GUGUGAGCCCAUGUUAACAUCACCUGUUAUACCUGUGAGGUAUCGCCGAGUAGGACUGCAUGUAAUUCGGACAAUUUACCUUGAUGGAGUUAUAAUUGUGUAGAAUUAUUCCGUUUCGUAAUUGAAAUCCUUCUCUUUGUCAAUAUGAACUUCUGCACACUCCUUUUCGGACUUUUAAUGAUGUUUUUAAUGAAUGAAGAUUUAUGCAGAGUGAACGCAAAUCAUUUAAGUGGAAGCAGUAACCGCACGUUAACAAGAGCAGAGACAAGUGGGAGGUUAGGGACAUCGAGAAGGACAGACAGACUAGCCCCAUCUCGGAGGACAGUCGGCACGGAAGCACUGAGGAGAACUGCCUCGGGUAGAGUAAUUACAUCACGAAGGAAUGUGGGAACUACCAACGCACGUGCUGGAACCAGCAAUACACGUGUUGGAACUGCCAACACACGUAUUGAAACUAGCAACACACGGCUUGGACCUGCCAACACACGUUUUGGUAUUUCGAACUCACGUGUCGCAUCCACUAAUACACGUGCCCAACCAAACACACGUGUCCAACCAAUCACACGUGCCCAACCAAACACACGUGCCCAGCCAAACACACGUGCCCAACCAAACACACGUGCCCAACCAAACACACGUGUCGGAACAGCAAGCACACGUGUUGGGGUUGCAAGCACGCGAGAAAGAGGAAGGACGGGUACUGCCCCUAAUGCAAUGGAAAACGCCAGGGUUAUCCUUACUCCAGUACAGCAGGGGGCUGUGAGGUCUAUGAGAAAUUUGCUUCAAAAUGGCAGAUCAACGACAGGAAGAGGCGGCAAUCCAAGACUAAUCGGGUUUCUGAUUCCUCGACCGGAUGGAAGAACACAGUUGCAGCUAAUGCCAGACGCACGACGCUUUCUAGGCGGGGACAACAGGCGACUCAACAGAAGAGUGAGAGCUCGCAUGCAGCAGAAUAACACAUUGCCUUUAAACCUGCGGACAAUCAUCAACGCCGCCCGUCGGGCCAAUCUUCUUCCGAGACCACAGACCGGCAGAGGCUCUACUGGUCCACCUGUGGGACGAGAACAGUCUAUUGUGGUGCUGCGUCCUCGGGACGGGGAAACAGGUGGUUUGUUGCAAGAGCCGGAAACUUUAAGGAGCAGCAGUGUCAGAAACCAGAUUCUAGACGAAAGGCGUAAUGCUCUGAGAGGUGAUAAUAUAAACCGCAUUGACAGACGACCACUGGACCCCGAUUUUAGGACAAGGUCUCGUCAGAGCAUUGCUACCCAAUCAACAAAUCGCUUAGACCAGUCGAAUGGAAGGACAAGCAUGGACCAAUCGGGAUCAGGCAGGAGAGCGAUUGCAGUGAUGCGUGAUCAAAAUCCGACAUCUUCAGGUGUUGAUCAGUUUACUAACCGAGGACCAGAUCCUAACCAAUUUGUGCCUAACAACAUUCCGGAUCCUAGUGCUAACAACGCAUUUGUAGACACAGCAACGCCACCCCUCCAGGAUAGAACCCUUUUCCUCCCAAGUAGUGUUAAUGAUAUUAACAGAUUAGAUACACAGAUAAUACCAGCAACACUGCCACUAGUAAAUAAUGUUGAUCCUCUACAACAAGUAAUCCCUGGACAGACAACAGCUCCACAGACUCCUAUACAAUCUAAUGGGGGCUCUACAAGCACCGUCUUUCAGGCUGCCUCUGGCGCUCAGUCACUUCCUGUCGAUACUAGUGCUAAUAUUCAGACUACAGAUACAUUUAUGACAGGUUCACAAACAGGCAGUACACAGUUUGAACCAUCUGCAGUUAAUGGUAUGCAAACAAAUAUACAAACUGACAUGCCACCGAUACAACCAACAACCUCUAUCCAAUCAGGGUUUGAUACAUCAGCAAGUAUUCAAACAAACAUGCAAACUGCUCUUACACCACAACCCGGUUUCGAAACACCAGCCAGUACGCGAAUGGACAGGACACAAACAUCAACACUGACCACUUCUGCCCAACAAACAGCGUUCGAUUCAUCAGCAAGUAUGCAAAAUAGUAAAGUAAUGCCGACUGGUCUAGCCGCAACAUCCAUUUUUGAAUCUCCAACUAGUAUUCAAACUGGCAUGACACAAAUACUUACACAGACACCUUCUCCACAACCACCAUUUGUUGAUACAUCAGCAUCUUUGCAAUUAAAUAAUAUAGUUCCAACUGAUUUUACAACGGGACCCGUUAUUGAUUCACCAACAAGCACUCAGACAGGUUUGUCCCAGAUCCUUCCCGAGACUGUACAGAUAAUUCAGGGCAGUUUAGAGUCAACAGCAAGUACAGGGUUAUCUCAAAUACCAGCCCAGAGUAAUACUCUAGAGAUUAUGCCACAGUCUGUACAACCACAAAACAACGUUGCUUUCCCACAGCAGUCAACUAACGUGGUAGACAGUACAAUGUCUCUACCGCCUCCUAUAUUGCCAGCGUCUGCAAUCCCUACAAAUGUCAACUCACAAGUAGAGCAAAAUAUUCUAGGGCAGAUUGACCAAUCGACUUUCAAUUCAGUUCAAUUAGGUGGUAUAGCAAGCAACACUAACGAUAUAAUGCCUAAUUUACAAGCCUCAGCACAGCAGAGUAUUGAUAUAGUUAACCGCCCGUUUGAUCAAAGCCAGUCUGUCAAUACUCCAACCAUAAACGCCGUUACUAAUCAGCUUCCGGUUAAUAAUCUGCCUAUCACACAAAGUCAGCCUGUUAGUAAUAAUGCUGUUAAUAACAUGGUUGCAUCAGAGGCUCAAGUAAAUAUUUUAACUUCUGUAAUAGAUCAAGGUGCUUCCCAAACUCAAAUAGGUACAAUACCUGUGAUAGAGAAUAACGCAAAUCUUGGUCAAUUCAGAUCUAGCGUCAUCAACAAUGCGAUAGACGUCAAACAAACACAACAAGGACAGCAAAUCAUUAACACCCAGGCUAAAUUUCCUGAUGUAGGAACAAUAGUCAGUCAGAAUGGAAAUGCUGGACAACUUAAUAUAAAAAAACAAAUUUUGGAUCAGAAUCUAAUUCAAGGACAAGGUGUGAAAAGCAACAUAAAAAAUGGCUUUGCAAGUCCAAAUGCCUUUGGAAGUUCAAACGUAAUUUUAGCUGAAACACGACGUCCGGCGGGUACUCUUAAUGCCAAUCAGAACUUGGAGCAACGCAACUUUCUAGAUACGAACGUAGUUCUAAAUGAUAUUCAAAGAGGGCAAACGAACGUAUCAAAUUCUGUACAAAAUACAAUUCAAGGGAUCUCGAAUACGAGAAAUCCAAACCCCAUUACAAUUGAGAUCACAGGAAAUACAAACAUAGCAAAUACUCAAAAUGCAGUACAAACCAAUACUCAAAGCAAUGCUUUACUUACGGAUCCAAUUACAUCUCAGACCUAUGUUCCAGCACCUGGAUUAAUCACGGACAUACAGCCAAAUAGUCCUACAAUCCAAUUUCCCCCUCAACCAGCUAUUCAAAACAACAUAAUUAGCAGUGUCAAUGGGAAAAUAAAUAAAACAAUAUCAACCAGCGUUGUAGGUGAACAAACAAUUGUCAAUAGCAACAACAAUUUAACACCUAAUCUAAUAACAUUAAACGCAAACCAAGCUACGGGCAGUAUAACAGAAAUAGUUUCAAAUAUUCCCACAAAUCCAUUAUCAACUAGGACAAAUAUUAAAAACUUAGUCAAUGAUAUUAACGCUAAUUUAAACCAAGCACAGUCAACUGGUGUUUCAGGGGGACAAACUAUAUUGCAAAAUACCAAUUUGCAAUCUGACACCAUUUCAUCACAAACGUUUAUUCAAAACCCCGUGGCAAGUUUGAGCACAGGUAUUAUGUCUAACGAGACAAGUGUUCAAAACGGAGUCGGCAAUAUUAAUUUGAAUGUGAAUCGAGAACGUGUAACUAGUGUCGUAGCAACUGCUCCUCCCGAAACCAUAGUCCCCGUACAGCCAGCCCAGUCUGUACCCAGCUCUGUAUUAACACAAAUAGAGUCAUUCAAUCAGUCUUCGGGUAACCUUCCACCUCCUAUCGUCCUAUCGAUUACAAAUACCAAUUCUAAAACCACAAUUAACACAUCUAACAAAACCGCAGAUAUUCAUGCGGCCACUAGCAUAAUCGGCAUUCAACCGCAAGGACAAGUCCCGAAUUUAGCCCCUGUAGACGCACAAGGCGCCACAAAAGUAAUGUCAAGCAACAUCUCCAUACAAAUUAAAGCCCCCUUUACACCACAAGCCCCUAAUGUCCCUAUGGACUUGCCAACUCUUAAAACAACAUCUGAAGUACUUAACGUAAGUACAGUUUAUGUAGAUAGCUCUGUUUCUUCUGGUAACGGCACAUUAUUUACUAACACCAUUAAUGAUAUACCCCAAACGAUACCUUCUCAGUCUCUAGCGAUUGGCGUUAGUUCACCAGAACAGUUGACUGGCCUGCCUGUGGAGAUUGCACUUUCAUUACCCAAUAUCAUCGUCGCCGCUAACGCAAACAUUACGGCAGGCACACCAAUGAACCAACAACCUACAACUACAGAAAACCCAAAACCGGUUGUGGAACAAGCGACAACAGCAUUCAAAACUGCUUCGAUCAUCACGGAUGUAGUAAUGCCUACAGCAGCUGUCAGAGGUCUAAUACAGACGACUCUCAACACCUCGGGACUCGUUGAAAGGUUGAACCAAAUCAGUAAUACUUCUACUAAAGCUGAAGUGUUGUCAGCUGCAGGAGGCUUAGUCGACAGUGCGCUGUCCAGCGUCAACGCGACACUAGGUAAGGCUUUGGCGCAUACAGCACAAAGUACACCGCAGAAUGUUAUGAUGGAUAUUUCUACACUGAAGACACUUAUAUCGGAAGUGUUGAGUGAAUUCUUUUCGCACCAAUUUAACCCUGCCAAAAGCGCUCUAACUCCCACUGCAGUUAUAAACACAGUAGCACAAGCAGUUGUUGAUGCACGAAAGUUUGCUUCGCCUUUAGCUUCGCCUUCAGCUUCGCCUUCAGCUUCAGGUGCAAUUCCAGGUCAGGAGCCAGUGCAAGCAAUUUUCAGCACAUCACCGCAGGUCCCCGCCGUUCCGAAAGAUUCCAAGCUCGACUUUCCCCCACCCCCUCCAUUCGCUGGUAUGACCGAAAGCAUAAACAUCCCUAAAACGGGAAUUGUAGAUAUACGGGCAAGUAAUGCUUUGGAAAACGUAUUUGUAUCUAGAUCAGCAAAUACUGCUCCCAUAAAUCCCGUUUUGAUAGGAGAACCAAAUUUCAAUAGCACAAAUUCACAAGGGGAAAUAAACAUUAGAAACAACACAACAAAUAGCCAAUCAAAUAACAUGUCGUUUCCUAUUCUUUCUAAUCAAACUGUGAUUUCCAAUAAUAAAACCGAUAGAAAUAUUUCGGGUACUCAAAAGUUAAAUGGGAAAACUAACGAAAUUACUCAAGAUCAAAAUAUUUUCAGUUCAAUACUUAUCAAAACCCCUAACAUAGAAUCGCUACGAGUUGUAACAGACAGUAGUACUCUUUUUAACCAAGAACCUAAUCAGGGAUUUCGACAAAUUGGUAUUUCUCAACUACCGGCGAGUAGGAAUAGUAUAAAGUUCGGUGUUCAGGGUACGGGUUCUGGCAUAACCACAGGGCGUUCCGUUGUUUCUGGAUCCCGAGCACAGCCAAUACCAAGUUUAACAAAUGUUAACACUCAACAAUCGUUAGUCAAUCAGAAUGUGUUUGGUGCGUUAGAAAGACAGUCAAACCGGGUUGAUCCGCUAAACGAUUUAAAUGCACUUGCAUCCACAAAAAAAACAAACACUGGAAUAGGACAGAUAGCAUCCGACGCUCAGUCAAUAGUUCCUUCUAUGAGAAAGACUGAAUUCGACACUAUGCGAAGUGAGUUCGUUAGAAACAGGAUAAACGGAGCAGCUAAAGUUAGAGUUGAAGCUUCAAAUCUUUUGGCAAAUAUACCAAACGAUCUUCUAUCUUCAUUUAAGAAUGACUUUACAAGUUUAUCGCCGUUACUAGGUGUAACUAAUGCAACACCAGUUUCCAGCGCUGGACAAGUGUCUGGCAUCAAUACUCAAUCAACGACCUCUGAAUUAAUAAGUCAAUCAACACAGCCAAAAUUCCAAGGAACUACACGCCAGUUUGCGGAAUCUAAGAUGACAACACCAUUUAGCCGUAGUACUACUCGUCGACCGUUGAGGACAACUAGCUCUCUGACUUUAGAGAAAAAUAUCGGAUUCGGAGGAAGCAGGAUGAGAUCAACCACCCGAUUUGGUGACGCAGGAGGUGUUAGUAUUCCUCCUUCUACCCCAAAUAUGCCUUUGUUCCGAUCAAUGUUUUCAGGCUCCACAGUAACACGAAAACCAUUAUUUUCAACAACCAGAGGAAGAUCAUCUAUGACAAGUGCCAACCCAAGAAUGAUAAACAGUUUCAUUGGUGGAACAAAUGUUCCAACCUCAAGAGCAUCCUUUUCACCAUCUUCGACCAUCGGGGUAACACAAAGAAGCACAUCCACCGACAGUGUUCCCUUCGUAGGGUUUGACUCUUCUUCAAGUUUUGGGCUGCUCGGUUUGCCACCACCGCCACCUUCAAAUCUUAUGGAAAUGAACGCCACAGCUAUGAUAGCGGACACUGCCAUAUCGAGUUCCCAGUUAUCUCUCAUGAAUAUGGGCGCCACAACUAGUGUCCGUACAAAUCGUCCUAUGCUGUCAACCUUGCAAACAGGUGUUACAGUAAAUCCAUUGGUACGUUCUAGUACCAUCCAUCACUCGUCUCCGACUGUCACCGCCUCCCUGAACUUUAAUACUCCAUUGGUGUAGAGUGCGAUAUCAUCAUUUUCGGCUAUAAUGCAUGUGUGUAUUUAUGUAUUCAUGAACAAUACACGGUUGUGUGUAAUGUGUGUAUGUGUGUGCGCGCGUAUAUGUACAUUAUCUUAGUGCAGUGAUUGUACACGUGCCUUUUGAUGUAAACAACAUGAAAAGACUACGUGUAUAUUUUCAAGUGUAAAUAUUAUGCUGUAUUUCAUUUAUCACUGCUUGCUAAUUCAUUAUUCUUAUCAAAUAUAUGUUCAUUGCUUUGCUUUACUUGCUACUUACAUUGUAAUUUUGUCCAUUAUUUGAAAAAAAAUAUAAUGUUGAAAUUCAUUAUUUCCUCAAUAUCUUUCAAAACGAAAUCCCUCGAAACUAAGAUUUAAACCAAUCUAGUAUAGAAAUGUAAAACUUUGUGCUGUUCAAUAGGUGCCCUUUACUUUAUCGUAACAUUAAACAUUUCUUCAUUAGUAUUCAGAUACAUCACAUUUGGUAUAUAAGUUAUAUAUAUAUCUAUAUCUAUAUUAUAAAAAGAAAAAUUCUC